Molecule: messenger RNA, 1806 nt
Organism: Aureobasidium namibiae CBS 147.97
Lineage: Eukaryota; Fungi; Ascomycota; Dothideomycetes; Dothideales; Saccotheciaceae
Exons: 3
Coding region: 1-1806 (601 amino acids)
Biological process (GO): regulation of transcription by RNA polymerase II
Molecular function (GO): DNA-binding transcription factor activity, RNA polymerase II-specific; zinc ion binding
Source: RefSeq, a predicted model, not a curated record
AUGUAUAAGCCCGCUCCUUGUCGCCCAAAGAAGACCGCUAUUGUUCGUUCUCGCUCCGGAUGUAGCGCGUGCCGAACCCGUCGCGUGAAGUGCGAUGAGAAAAAGCCUGGCUGCGGUCUAUGUGUACGCUUGGGCAAAGUGUGUAGGCCAGCGACAUUAACUCUCAAGUUCCGUAUGGUCUUUCCUGAAGCGCGACCUCUGUCUUCCACAGAGUCCGACUCUGAGUCACGAACCAUGCAGUCGCUGGCGAGCGCUGGUGAAUCCGACACAAUCCCGCAAUCAGUCGAGAGUCCGCAGGAAACAAGUCUCUUCUUCGAACGAGCUCUCGUGAUGAGUGAGCGCACUAUGGUCGACGAAGCCUACUAUUAUCACCACUGGAAGGGCCAUUGUGUCCACGCGCUGGGAGAAUUGUUCCGAAGCUUUGAGAUCCUGAGCGCUCGCCGUGAGUCCUUCAAGAGUGCACUCCUGGCACUAUCGGCGUGUAACCUCAGUCGACUCUCGCCAGAGAAGAGUUUGCGGGUGUCCAAGUCUGGUAGCAUGAUACUUGGACCCCGAAAUGACCACCUCAGAAGGAGCCAAGAGUAUUAUGGAUCAGCAAUUCUGAAGAUUGUCGCCACUGUCCAACAGGAUUCUGAAUCUCAGCCAUGUCUGAUGCUGUGCACACUUAUCUUAUUGUGCUAUCAUGAAUCGGCUAUGGGCAACUUCUCGGCUUUCAAGGUGCACUCUGAAGCCAUCCUCCGGCUUGUUAAUGUAAAUCUGCAAAAGCUUGUAAGGGAUCCUUUGGGACAGAAUCUCAUCGCUGCGUGGCUGUUGUCGAGGUACCACAACUGGUGGCUCAGGACCUAUUUCAGUACCUUUUCUUACCAACGCAGCCAGCAGUGUCUGUCUCCUUCACCGCAGAUCUGUCUGCUUCUACGCACAACAGGCGCGCACAGAACCAUUGUCAACGCGAUCUUGUGCGAAUCACAUCGACUAAACGUCAUAGCGAUGUUAUGCCUCUGGUCAGAACAAGAUAGGGAGCAUAUCCGACCGAUGAGUUUCGACCGAUUGAUCGUUCUUCUCAAUAGCGAGUCCAGGAAACUGGAUGACUGGCAUCUAAAUCUCUCACCCCAUGAAAUGCCGGCCCAGAAACUGUGCUAUGCUGGAAGCAGGAAACUGUCUGGUCCGAUACUUCAGGCUCUAUCGACUGACGGCCCCCUCCUCUUCCAUACCUUGGAAUCGGCAGUCAAUUAUGCUUACUAUGCCACUGCUCGGAUCAUGCAAUGCACGUCGAUUCUAGACGACCUUCGCAAGAGCAGCAACCGAAAUGGUCCGAUCCGUCCAGGACUGACAGAGGACACCAGUCUACUCGACAAGGACGACGAAACUAUUAUGUACUGGAUGAGCAUCCUCGUUCGUAUCGUAGCUGGUCUUGUCAAGACUGAACUACUUUGCCGGAAUAUCUACUCGAUAGGUGUCACUAACCUCUUGCUGAUCUGCAUGAUGCGCUGCCGAGACGCACUCACAGGUCGCUGGAUCCAUGACUGGAUAAAGGAAUGGACACUCCAUUCGCCUGCUGAAGAGGGCAGCUUUCCUGUAAUGCAGGCGUUGGUCGUGGUAGACUUAAUAAACAGAUUGAGGGCAUCGCGCAAGGAUACACUUGCUGUCGGAUUACCACACGAUGAUGGUGGAGGUGAAGGGAAAUACUUCUCAUAUGAUAGUCAGAAGUUGCACACUAUUGUGCUUCGGGGACAAUGUCGCGAUACUGGACGCUUGUUUUCAGAUACCAUCUCCUUGGAAACAUGCCGUAUGUACAAUACCACCUGA